AUGGACGCGCUCGGCCUCUACACCCCCGGCCCGGCUCCGCAGCACCUCCAGAACAACCCUAUACACCCGUUCUCGCACCACCCGCAACACGGGCGCCCGUCGAUCGCGUACGGUCUCUCGCCCGCGCCCUCGCCGCCCGGCAGCGCGCCGCCCUCGCCCCCGACGUACGCGUACGCCGCCGACGGCCAGAUCAUGUACCAACAGCCGCCGGCGUACCCCUCCUCGGACCCGUCGUCCUACCCGUACGCCCCGUCCGCGCCGUCCUACGCGCUGCAGACGACGACCGCCGGGCCCGCGCCGCACGAGGACGUCGACUACGGCAUGCCGUCCUCGUCCUCGGCGCCGGCGUACGCCCACGCCCCUCAACCACCGCACGCGUCGCCCUCGUCGUCGACCUCGACGACGACCCCGACGGCGCCCCCGACGACGAGCGCGGGUGCGCUGGGCAUGACGCAGCUCACGCGCCCGCUGACGGCGAAAGAGCAGGGCCUGCUCGCCCACCUCGACAAGCUCAAGUUCUUCCUCGCCACCGCGCCCUCGCACUGGGACAACCCCGCCGCCUCCUCCUCCUCCAUCACCACGCCCGCCUCUUCUUCCUCUUCCUCCUCGUCGUCGUCGUCUCUCGUCCCAGGCUCGUCGUCCGGCCUCGGUCCAGGCUCGGGUAGUCAAGCGGGCCACCACCCCUCGCUGAACCGCUUCCUCCUCCCGAACCAAGAAUCCGUCUCCUGCGUCCUCUGGUCCGGCCUGUACCACAUCACCGGCACCGACAUCGUCCGCGCCCUCGUCUUCCGCUUCGAGGCCUUUGGCCGCCCCGUCCGCAACAUGAAAAAGUUUGAAGAGGGCGUCUUCUCCGACCUCCGCAACCUCAAGCCCGGCGUCGACGCCUGCCUCGAGGAGCCCAAGAGCCCGUUCCUCGACCUGCUGUUCAAGUACCAGUGCAUCAGGACCCAGAAGAAGCAGAAGGUGUUUUACUGGUCCGUCCGAUUCCAACCAUCUAAUUUAUUUAUUUUCCUUCCUGGAAUUGACGGGGUGGCACACAGGUUCUCGGUCCCGCACGAUCGGCUCUUCCUCGACGCGCUCGAGCGCGAUCUCAAGCGCGAGCGGAUGGGCCAGGAGCCGACGACCGCCGUCGUGGGCGAGCCCGCGCUCAGCUUCACCUACGACCCCAAGCGCCCGCUCUACGAGCAGUUCUCGGCCGCGCGCGAUGGCGAGGGCGAGCUCGAGGCCGCCGUCCGCGUCGCCGACGAGGCCGCCAUCACCACCACCUCUUCCUCUGCCUCGACCUCUGCCUCUACAUCUAUCUCUAGCUCUGGGAUCGUCAACGGGUACAGGCGAACGAGCGGGACGACGGACGAUGCGCCGCGGACGACGCCCGAGAUGGACCACGAGCACUCGACGGACGAGAGUCUGUCGGCCGAGGAGGCGGCGAGGAAGCAGCAGCAGCGGCAGCGGAGACAGGGCGUGCCCGGAGGCUCGGGCGCCGCGUUCUUCAGCAUGCUGUCCUUGUUCGAGGGCAGCCCGACGUACAAGCAGCGGAGGAAGAAGCAGCCCAAGUCGUCCUCGGCCCACGCCCACGCGUCGUCGUCCUCGGCCUCCGGCGCGAACCGCAAAUUUGGCGCGCCGUUCACGACCGCCGCGCGCCCGUCGCGCGAGGGUGGUGGUGGAGGUGGAGGCGCGGAGGUGGAUAUGGGCGCGGGGUACGGCGCGCGGGACGGCGAUCUGAGCGCGGCGGAUAUGUUUCUGGCGCAGGCGAGGGAGGAGUUUGGGCCGCGGAGUUGGAGGGAGCGCGAGAGCGAGAGGAUGAGGAUGAGGAGGAAGGCGCCGCCGCCGCCCGCGUUGACGGGCGUCGCUGCUGCGAACGUGCACGGCAGGGUCCCGCUGGCAGGACCGUCGUCCGCGCCCACGUCGUCGCUCGAUAUGCGGGAUAUGGCGGUGCCGACGCUCGUGUCCGGCCCGCUCUCGUCGUCCGCCGCCGGAGGGUUUCCGUCGUCGCCGUACUCGCCCGAACAGGCGCAGUACGCGCGCGCUCAACCGCAGGCGAGGCACACCUACGCCGCCGGCGCCGGGUACGACCACCCCCACCACCAGCACCAGCAGCAGCAGCCGGCCAGCGCGCACGCCGCGACCCUGCCCGCCUCUUUCGACGCCAUCGACGGCCGCGCGUUCGCGUGCCCGCUUUACUCGUGCGGACGCACGUUCCGCCGCGCGGAGCACGCGCGGCGCCAUAUGCGCACGCAUACGGCGGAGCGCCCGCACGGGUGUGCCCGCUGUGGCCGCCGGUUCGCGCGCGCGGAUAAUCUGGCGCAGCACGCGAGGACGCACGCGCGCGCGGAUGCGGAGGGCGUCGCGCACGUCGACGACGGGGUGUAUGCGCACGAGCCGGAGGACGCGCGUGCGGACGAGGCGGACGUUGAUUCGGAGGACGAGAUUUAUGCGCAGCAACAGCAGCAGCAACAGCAACAGUACGCGACGUCCUUCGGCGUGCCGAGUCAGACGCAGGCGCAGGUCCAAGGUCAGGGGAUGGUGUCCGACUGGGUGCAGACCGCCUUCCCCGGCGCGGCGGCGACGGCUGCCGCCGUCCCGCCCGCGGUCGCCCACCUCCGCCACGGCAGCGGCGCCUCGUCCUCCUCGCUCGGCUCCACCAGCUCGCCGCAGCUGCACUACCGGUACCUCUCGCCCGACUCGGGCUCGUCGCUCUCCGCGCCGUCGACCAAGGCCUCCUUCGACCACGCCGCGCUCUACCCGCUCGGCCAGCAGCAGCCGUCCGUCGCGGGCCCCGUGCGCCGCUUCCGGAGCGUGACGCCCAACUACGCCCGCGCGGGCGAGAGCAUCCGCCGUCCGCUCACGGCGUCCAUCCCGGACUACGCGGGUACGGCGGCGGCGGCGGCGGCGAGGGCGUACCACCCCUACGCCGCCGCGUACGAGUCGACGCAUUCGAGCCCGGCGCACCAUACCGUGCCGCUCGCGUACGCCGCCAGCCAGAGCCAGAGCCAGAGCCAGACCCACUCGCGCCGGAGCUCGGGCGACGUGCCGAUGAUGGGCCUUCAGCCGGACGCGGACCCGUACGCCGCCGCCGCGACGCAGUACGCGACGUACGCGACGGACUCGCCGGGGCAGUACCCCGCGUUCCACGAUAGCCCGCCGAGCGACCACGAGGGCGCGAUGCAGGACCAGGGGAUGUACAUGCUCGGACUUCCCGCCUCCCAGCAGCAGCAGCAGCAGCAGCAGCAGGUGCCCGUCGUGCCGACCACGAACUACUACGCGCUCGCUGGCCAAGUCGAGUCUGCGACCGCCGUCCGCCACGUCUCCAUGUAA
Punctularia strigosozonata HHB-11173 SS5 is the source of this 3315-nucleotide messenger RNA. RefSeq names its product STE-domain-containing protein. Gene Ontology annotation, biological process: sexual reproduction; regulation of DNA-templated transcription. The coding region runs from base 1 to 3315 and encodes 1104 amino acids. The transcript is spliced from 2 exons. Gene Ontology annotation, molecular function: DNA-binding transcription factor activity. Gene Ontology annotation, cellular component: nucleus; Ste12p-Dig1p-Dig2p complex; Tec1p-Ste12p-Dig1p complex. The record is from RefSeq and is a predicted model, not a curated record. Lineage: Eukaryota; Fungi; Basidiomycota; Agaricomycetes; Corticiales; Punctulariaceae.